AUGUUAGCGGUUUUUAACAAAUCUGUAGCCAAAAGUCCUGAGGGUUUACAGAGUCCUCAAUCUAACUCAGUUUCAUCGCUCAAAGAUGAUUUUUUGAGUCUACAUUUUGCAUCCCUUCACCCUUCUUCUGUUAACCUUAACCUUGCUUCUUCCGCUUUUUUAGCCUAUUCUCUUCACAAAAACAACCCAUUACUCCAAGAAAUGUCUAACAUAAAUAUAGAGAUCCUUAUAGAUUUUCCUUUAAGGUUGUUUGCAGUUGUGGAUGACAUCUUCUGCUUGUUUCAAGGCCAUGUUGAUAAUGUUGCUAAUCUUAAACAGCAAUAUGGAUUGAACAAAUCAGCAAAUGAGGUGACUAUUGUCAUUGAGGCUUACAGGACCUUAAGGGAUCGGCGUAGUUCGCAGACUGUGUUUGUUGCUUCUGAUGCUGACGGGAGUGUUCCUUUCUUCUGGGGAAUUGAUGCUGAUGAAAAUCUAGUUCUUUCAGAUGAGAUCGAUAUUGUUCGCAAGAGCUGUGGCAAAUCUUAUGCUCCAUUCCCUAAAGGAUGCUUCUUUACAACAUCAGCAAUUGGCAUGCCAAGAGUUGGAAGUGCUGCUAACUGGUCAUCUAAUUACUGA
Vicia faba (fava bean) is the source of this 615-nucleotide messenger RNA. Lineage: Eukaryota; Viridiplantae; Streptophyta; Magnoliopsida; Fabales; Fabaceae. The record is from the annotation of a GenBank genome assembly.